AUGGCCUUUGUCGCGUUGCUACCCGCCUUCGUGCCCGCCUUCGAUCCCGCCUUCGUGCCCGCCUUCGUGCCACACGCCGCUCCCUUCGCCGGACUUUUGCCUGCGUCCGCGCGUGCGUCCGCCGUCGUGGCCAAGGCCGCCAAGCGCAAGGCCGCCGCCGGGAAGCGCAAGCCCGCCAAGCCCGCCGCGUUUGACCUCAAAAAGGCCAUGCUGGUCGCGAUGCGAGCUCACCAGGAUCUGUGGCGGCUCGACCCGCAGAGGGAGUGCAGCCGCGAUGUGUACGUGCGGGCAGACGGCGGCUCGCGCUUCUUCUUUGCGGGCAAGGCGGUGGGCGCCGCCGGGCGGUGCGACGCGGCGUCGGCCGUGCUCUUGCAGAAGCGCGCUAUCUUGGAGCACGCGCGGCUCCUCCAUCCGGAGCUGGAGCAGAUGCACCGGUUGAGCAGGCCGCUCCAGCUCUGGGCCGCGCCGGCCGACUCGGAGGUCUCCGUGGCGCGCAAGGUGCAGGCGCUAGAGUCGCUGGAGGGGGCAAGGCUUUCGCGUGCGAUGCGAGAGGACGCAGACGCAGGCGCAACGCUCGCCGGCUUUGACCCCGACCAGCCCGAGAGCGACGGCCGCGCCGGCUUCUCGGCGCCGCCCCGGCCCGGCGGGGUGCGGCUGCCGGAGGACGGCGUCCCGGUCGCGCCGCUCGAGGUGAGGUUCGCGUCUAGCGUGGCCGAGGCGGAGGCGAUGGCGGCGCAGCAGCAGGAGGCGAUGGCGGCGCAGCAGCAGGAGGCGAUGGCGGCGCAGCAGCAGGAGGCGAUGGCGGCGCAGCAGCAGGAGGCGAUGAGAAAAGAGGAGGCGGCGGCACGCCCCGGAGCAGGUGGAGGCAUGCCAAAGCCGGUCGCGCCGAAGGUGACGGGCGCGGCGUCAGCGGCGGCGGAGUCGGCGACCGACUCUGGGGAAGACUCCGGCGGCGGCGUCGUGGGUCCAGCGUCUGCGUGGUGGGCCCGGUGAGAGGGAAGCACUGUAGUCGGCCGCCGACCAAACAACUC
Emiliania huxleyi CCMP1516 is the source of this 1031-nucleotide messenger RNA. RefSeq lists its product as hypothetical. The transcript is spliced from 3 exons. The record is from RefSeq and is a predicted model, not a curated record. Bases 1 to 993 code for a protein of 330 amino acids. Lineage: Eukaryota; Haptophyta; Isochrysidales; Noelaerhabdaceae.